Molecule: messenger RNA, 2258 nt
Organism: Pseudophryne corroboree (corroboree frog)
Lineage: Eukaryota; Metazoa; Chordata; Amphibia; Anura; Myobatrachidae
Product: oocyte zinc finger protein XlCOF29-like
Exons: 7
Coding region: 182-1918 (578 amino acids)
Source: RefSeq, a predicted model, not a curated record
UCAAGCGAUUCCUACCCACGCUCCCGUCAGUGCGUUUCACUCACAGGAAAAACUUUAAUAUCCGGUGCUACAACUUCCGAGUGUAGAGAGUCCAGUCUUGCACCAAGAGACACUACAUCUGUGAGGAACCGUUGUCUUUAUUAUACGUCACACAUUCUGUAUUCUCACUGAUUAACUGAGGAUGGAUACGGACAGGAGUCAGAAGACUGAGAUGAUAAUAAAUAUCACCCUGGAGAUCAUCUACCUGCUGACUGGAGAGGGUUACACGGUAGUGAGGAAGACAUCCGGUAAGUUCGAGACACCCAGCAGCUGUCCCCGUGUGUCAGGAAGACUGAGCAGAACCCAGAGCCCCAUCACGGUGCCUCCACCUCACUCACUGAUACAUGAGAGACACAAUAACCAGAAGAUCCUAGAACUCACCAACAAGAUCAUUCAGCUGCUGACUGGAGAGGAGCGGGAGUAUAUAGAGGAACACAGGGGUCUGUACAAGGACGUGAUGAUGGAGAAUCACCGGCCCCUCACAUCACUGGAUGUGCCCAGUAAUAGAGAUACCCCAGAGAGAUGUCCCCGUCCUCUGUAUUCCCAGGACUGUACAGAGGAGAAUCACAGGACCCCACAGGAGGAUCAGGGUGAAGAUAGGAGUAAUGUGACUGAUAUGAAGGUAGAAGAUAUAGAGGGAGAAGAUGAGACAUAUGUGACUGAUAUAAAGGCAGAAGAUAUAGAGGGAGAAGAAGAGACGUAUGUGACUGAUAUAAAGGCAGAAGAUAUAGAGGGAGAAGAAGAGACGUAUGCGACUGAUAUGAAGGCAGAAGAUACAGAGGGAGAAGAGACGUAUGUGACUGAUAUGAAGGCAGAAGAUACAGAGGGAGAAGAGACGUAUGUGACUGAUAUGAAGGCAGAAGAUAAAGAGGGAGAAGAAGAGACGUAUGUGACUGAUAUGAAGGCAGAAGAUAUAGAGGGAGAAGAAGAGACGUAUGUGACUGAUAUGAAGGCAGAAGAUAUAGAGGGAGAAGAAGAGACGUAUGUGACUGAUAUAAAGGCAGAAGAUAUAGAGGGAGAAGAAGAGACGUAUGCGACUGAUAUGAAGGCAGAAGAUAUAGAGGGAGAAGAAGAGACGUAUGUGACUGAUAUGAAGGCAGAAGAUACAGAGGGAGAAGAAGAGACCUAUGUGACUGAUAUAAAGGCAGAAGAUAUAGAGGAAGAAGAAGAGACGUAUGUGACUGAUAUGAAGGCAGAAGAUACAGAGGUAGAAGAAGAGACGUAUGUGAGGGGUGAUCUGCAGUGUAAGGAGGAGGAAAUCCCUACAGAUAUCAGCACAGAUGAAUGUAACAGAAGGAAUAUCUCGGAAGAAAAUCUAAUUUCAUCUUCAGGUUGUAAAACAGAAGAUGAUGACAUCACACAAGAUUCUCCUGGACAAAACACUACUGCCCUACUUGUACCACCUGUACCUCACAAUGUGCUUGUGUCAUCUGGUCCCUCUAAUCAGAGGGGAUGUUCUGAUAACACUGAUAUUGGGUCAUCUUCUACAGCACUGACAGUAGAUAAAAUAUUUCCCUGUUCUAUAGAUGACAGAUGUUUUACACAGACCGCACAGCUUAUAACCAAUCAUCCAGCUAAGGGAGGUGAGAAACCAUUUCCAUGUUCUGAGUGUGGGAAAUGUUUUACCGAUAAAUCAAAUCUUGUUACACAUCAGAGAAGUCACACAGGUGACAAGCCAUUUCCAUGUUCUGAGUGUGGGAAAAGUUUUACAUACAACUCACGUCUUGUUACACAUCAGAGAAGUCACACAGGUGAGAGGCCAUUUCCAUGUUCUGAGUGUGGGAAAUGUUUUACACAUAAAUCAAAUCUUGUUCUACAUGAGAGAAUACAUACAGGUGAGAAGCCAUUUCCAUGCUCAGUGUGGGAAAUGUUUUACUGAUAAAUCAAAUCUUGUUAAACAUCAGAGAAGUCACACAGGUGAAAAGCCAUUUCCAUGUUCUGAGUGUGGGAAACGUUUUACACACAAGUCACGUCUUGUUAGACAUCAGAGAAGACACACAGGUGAGAAACCAUUUCCAUGUUCUGUGUGUGGGAAUUGUUUUAGAGAUAAAUCAUCUGUUGUUAGACAUCAGAAACUUCACACACAUGAGAAUGUGUAACAUAACAGUAAUCGAAUCUUGAUAAAACUAUACUUUAUUAACACUAGUAAAAAAUUGGUAUAUAUGCAGAUGGAAAGUUAUUUAUCUUACAAAUAAAUCUAAUUUCUCACAUAUUUUUUU